CACGCGGGGCGCGCCCUGACCGAGCCCUGAGGGCGCGCGCGGGCGCGAGGUCGGCGUGCCGGGGCCUCGAACUCCUGGGGGCCUCGACCGGGGCAAGGCCGCGGCUGCCUGGGUGGGAGUCCCCCGGGACCCGGGCGCCAGAGGAUCGGCGGCGCCCGAAGACGAGCCCCCGGCUCGGCCCUGCAGCCUCGCGCGGCCGCCGGGUCCUCUGCAGCCGAGCGGCGGAUGUUAUUUUAAAGAAUUAUUGAAGAUCGAGGUUUUUUAUUGUUUGUUUUUUAAUGGCUUUACAGAAUCUUAAAUAGAAUACAGUUUGACAUGAUGACAAAAAAUGUUGGUUUGACUUCCACAAAUGCAGAACUAAGAGGAUUUAUAGCUCAGAACCUCAAUCCAGCAAAAGGUAACAUUUCAUUUGUCGCAUUUCCCGUUUCAAGCACCAACUCACCAACAAAGAUUUUACCAAAAACCUUAGGACCAAUAAAUGUGAAUGUUGGACCCCAAAUGAUUAUAAGCACACCACAGAGACUAACCAGUUCAGGAAGUGUUCUGAUUGGGAGUCCAUACACCCCUGCACCAGCCAUGGUUACUCAGACACACAUAGCAGAAGCUACUGGCUGGGUCCCAAGUGAUAGGAAACGGGCUAGAGAAUUUAUCGACUCUGAUUUUUCAGAAAGUAAACGGAGUAAAAAAGGAGAUAAAAAUGGAAAAGGCUUGAGACAUUUCUCAAUGAAAGUGUGUGAGAAAGUUCAGCGGAAAGGUACAACAUCGUAUAAUGAGGUAGCUGAUGAGCUGGUGUCAGAGUUCACCAAUUCAAAUAACCAUUUGGCAGCUGAUUCGCAGGCUUACGAUCAGAAGAACAUUAGGCGAAGAGUUUAUGAUGCUUUAAAUGUGCUAAUGGCGAUGAACAUAAUUUCAAAGGAAAAAAAAGAAAUUAAGUGGCUCGGGCUGCCCACCAACUCUGCCCAGGAGUGUCAGAACCUGGAGAUAGAGAAGCAAAGGCGGAUAGAGCGGAUAAAACAGAAGCGGGCCCAGCUGCAGGAGCUCCUCCUACAGCAAAUCGCUUUUAAAAACUUGGUGCAAAGGAAUCGGCGGAGCGAACAGCAGAACCAGGGCCCUCCAGCGCAGAACUCCACCAUUCAGCUGCCGUUUAUAAUCAUCAACACAAGCAAGAAGACAGUGAUAGACUGCAGCAUCUCCAGUGACAAGUUUGAGUAUCUUUUCAAUUUUGACAACACCUUUGAGAUCCAUGACGACAUAGAAGUGCUGAAGCGGAUGGGCAUGUCCUUUGGCCUGGAGUCUGGCAAAUGCUCUCUGGAGGAUCUGAAACUUGCAAAAUCUCUGGUGCCAAAGGCUUUGGAAGGCUACGUCACAGACAUCUCCACAGGUCCCGCUUGGUUACAUCAGGGACUUCUGCUGAACUCCACCCAGGCCGUCUCCAGCUUGGACCUGACCCCCGGGGCCGCCUUGCCGCAGUCGAGCGUGAGCCAGGGCUUGUGCUUGGAUGCUGAAGUGGCCUUGGCGACCGGGCAGCUGCUCGCCCCCCACAGCCAGCAGUCCAGCAGCGCCGCCUCUCACUGCUCCGAAUCCCGAGGGGAGACCCCCUGCUCCUUCAACGACGAAGAUGAGGAAGACGACGAGGAGGAUUCCUCCUCCCCCGAAUAAAGACAGGAGAAAACCCGCGUUUUUAAUCUGCGAUGCUCAUGUGUGUUUUUAGUGUGAGCUCUUGUUUCUGGAAUGAUUGCUUCAGUCUUUGCCAUUGUUUGCACUGUGUGUGCAGUGACAGCUAGAGAAACACGAUAAGCGAACCCCACGGAGGCCGGGAUGCUUGAAACGACUGCUGACGCGGCGUGGCCACCUGCUCCUCUGCCCAGCGCCCAGGGCAGUGGGUGCCAGGGCAGCUCCAGCCUGUCCGGCGAGCCGGCAGAGGGGCAGACCGGGCAGACCCCACAGAAGUGGCAGGCGAAGGGGGCGCCUGCCUUCUGUGAGGAGGGGCUGCUGUGUGCCCCCUCCCCCAUGCCCGGGGACUCCUUGUCAGAGUUGAGCUUGCUGGGGAGCCCUUGCUGCCCCUGUUUCUCUCGCCUUCCCGCCUGGCGGCCCGCAGCAGAAGGAGACAGUGCGGUGCCGGGAGGGUGCAGACGGCAGUCCCUGUGGCCUCGGGAGCACAGGCCGCGCUGCUGAACUAGGGAGAGUAGCCGAGGUGCUUGACGCAUCCGCUGCCUUAGCCAGCUUCUAGAAAGGAGCGCGCGCUGAUUCUUAAGUACUUAAGUGACAUUUAGCAUAAUUUAUAGUGAAAUAAAUGACCAUUAUUAGCCAAUGCAUUGGUGCAUAGAAUUGAGUAGGGCUACUUCUGGGAGCCACAAUAGAACAGCAUUUCCACGUGCAUUAAACACUGCCAGCACUGCCUUUCGCCAGCUUUCUAGAUCCAGAGCUUUCCAGGGCAGGAAGCUGCACCUGCAGUUUUCACCAGAGCUGUGCCUUUCGUACAGCUUCUCCAUUCGGAGCAGAAGGAAGGAGCAGAUCCCCCGAGUGGGCCGCUUGCCUCCAGUCCCUGCGGCAGUUCUGUGGGUUCCACCAGCGUGCGCUCUGUGAGAACGAACCAAAUGUCCCGACUGUUGUCCUAAAGUCUAUUGCAAGAAUAUGAACAGCA
Molecule: messenger RNA, 2644 nt
Organism: Oryctolagus cuniculus (rabbit)
Lineage: Eukaryota; Metazoa; Chordata; Mammalia; Lagomorpha; Leporidae
Gene: TFDP2
Product: transcription factor Dp-2
Biological process (GO): regulation of transcription by RNA polymerase II; regulation of cell cycle
Cellular component (GO): transcription regulator complex; nucleus
Molecular function (GO): RNA polymerase II transcription regulatory region sequence-specific DNA binding; DNA-binding transcription factor activity, RNA polymerase II-specific
Source: RefSeq, a predicted model, not a curated record